Molecule: messenger RNA, 1068 nt
Organism: Hibiscus syriacus
Lineage: Eukaryota; Viridiplantae; Streptophyta; Magnoliopsida; Malvales; Malvaceae
Product: homeobox-leucine zipper protein ATHB-6-like
Exons: 3
Coding region: 140-973 (277 amino acids)
Biological process (GO): positive regulation of DNA-templated transcription
Cellular component (GO): nucleus
Molecular function (GO): sequence-specific DNA binding; DNA-binding transcription factor activity, RNA polymerase II-specific
Source: RefSeq, a predicted model, not a curated record
AGCAUUGAAAGAAAGAAUUGUUGUCAGAUUAGCAGACCAAAAACAGUUAACCUGCUUUAAAGAUAAACCCUCCAUCGCCAACCAAAAACAGAGUUCCUUAGAAAAAGAUCAGCUUAGGUUCUUGCUUUUCGGUUUAAUCAUGAAGCAGCCCAGUUCUUCAGGUUCCCAGGAUGCUUUGAAUUUCAUCAUCCCACCAAAAGAGGAGAUGAAUUCAAAGAGGAAGCAAAUUUACAGCAGGGAAUUCCAAGCAUUGUUAGAUGAUUUAGAGGAAGAAGAUAGGUUAGAAGAAGUCGAUCAAGCUACUGAGAAGAAAAGGCGAUUAUCCUUCAAUCAAGUCAAGGCCUUGGAGAAGAAUUUCGAGUUGGAAAACAAGUUAGACCCAGAGAGAAAGGUGAGAUUAGCUGAAGAAUUAGGGCUUCAGACAAGGCAAGUUGCUAUCUGGUUCCAAAAUCGCCGUGCCCGUUGGAAGACCAAGCAGUUGGAGAAAGAGUACGUUGUCCUUAAAUCCAAAUAUGAUGCUCUCGAGCUUGAUUACGACAAACUUGAACAAGAGAAACAAGAUUUAACUGCAGAGUUGAUGGAACUGAAAGCUAAGUAUAAAGAAGAGAAGUCAGAAAGCAGCAGCCAGUCGGUUAAAGAAGAUUCUUCAAAAUUUUCACAGCAAAUCAAAGACCAUGGUUUCUGUGAAAAUGAUGAUGAUUCCAAUGGAAUUGUCAAAGAAGAAAGGAAUGGAAAUGCUCAAUUGUUGAUAUCAUCUUCUUCUUCUUUGCAGAUGAAUGGAUAUUGCUCAUCUUCGGAUUCAUCGAAUCAUCACUGGUUUCUACCAUUGGACACGAGUACGAUUCUGGGUAAUAUGUACCAACCGCAGUUAGUGAAAGUGGAAGAGCAAUGUGUGUUUACACCUGAGGAACCUUAUAAUUUCCUCUCAGUUGAUCAAGCUCCCACGCUUCAAUGGUACUUCACAGGGCUGUAAAAUCAAUGAUGUCACCCAAAAUCAUAAAGCUCUUAAAAUUCUUGGUGAAAGAAUAGAUUAGCUAAAGUUUUGUAAUUUAUAUAUAAUGAUUAGUU